Molecule: messenger RNA, 1174 nt
Organism: Colias croceus (clouded yellow)
Lineage: Eukaryota; Metazoa; Arthropoda; Insecta; Lepidoptera; Pieridae
Product: phenoloxidase-activating factor 1-like
Exons: 7
Coding region: 103-1155 (350 amino acids)
Biological process (GO): proteolysis
Molecular function (GO): serine-type endopeptidase activity
Source: RefSeq, a predicted model, not a curated record
AGGUCAUCAAGGAUUACAUUAGUUCAUUGGCAAUGUGCGAGCUAAGUUAUCUUGUGCGUUAAUCAUUUAAUAUAUAGCUUUUAAUUAGUGUCUGAAUACAAAAUGCAAUAUAUUGUGAUAUUUGGAUUGCUAUUUACGUCCUCAAUACAUUGUAAGGUUUGUAGUGAUUGCAAACCGUACACCUCAUGUCCAGCUUCUGGCAAUGUCGUCCUAGAAUUUGAUGAUAUAACAGAAACAGAAUUCAAAGAAAAGUAUUGUGGUGUGGAAUAUAUUGAUGGCAAUAGGAUACCAAAAGUAUGCUGUUCUGAAUUAACCACGAAACAUUUAGACAGGCACCCCAACAUAAAUUUGUUGCCGACAAGCUGCGGUUAUAUAGACAACUACCAGACGUCCAGCCGUGUUGCGAAUUUAUAUGAAUUUCCAUGGAUAGCUCUCUUGAAUUCUCCUACCAGGAAACUGGCAUGUGACGCAAUUAUUAUAAACAGUAAAUACGUGUUAACUACGGCGCACUGCGCCAUAAGACUUAUACCAAAUACUGUGCGUUUUGGGGAUUAUAAUCCUGAGAACGAAAUUGAUUGUAUGCCCGGUGCAAGUAACAUUUGUGAAAAUUUCAUUCAGAAUCUUACAAUCCAGGAAUUAAUUCCACACCCAGAAAAUGUAUUGAUAAUACCAAAUAUUAAACAUAAUAUCGCCCUAAUUCGUGUUAACAAUGAAAUUGAUUUUUCCCACAGAAAUAUAGCGCCAAUAUGCUUUCCGAUAUCUGAACAUAUUCAAAGUGCUAAUAAAAUAAACACGACUGGCAUUGUAGCAGGUUGGGUCACCGACGGUAAAAAUCGUGAAUUCUCAAAAUAUUUGAAGAUACCUGCCUAUAUAGCUGAACCUCAAAAGUGCAUACAAGAUCUGGAUAUGAGGGUUAAUGGUGUGGAAGAUCUGUCUGAAGAUACCUUCUGUGGGGUCUUAGAGUCAGGGGAGAAGGUGGAAUGUAAUGCUUUUGGUGGUGAUCCAUUUAUGAGUAUUGAUGUGGUCAAUAAAGUGAACCGAUAUGUUUUAUAUGGGCUAUACUCACACGGAUUGAAGAGGUGCAUAAAAAACACCGACAUAUAUGUGGAUGUAGUAAAGCAUAUGGAGUGGAUUUUGGAUACUAUAAGACCUUAAAAUAAAUAUUUUAACAAUG